UGCGCAAUGGAACAAAGUCGGAAUAUUGAGAUGUGACAUUGCCUGCAUCUCAUCCUCUUUCUCGCUUUUAAUGACUUCAAACAAGUUGAUUUUUGCUGGACUUUUGCAGAGGACCCAAGGGGAUGUCUAGCGGUCAUUUCUUUCACUGGCAUUUGUGUGAUGUCUUCAAGUGUACCAUGCGCUGUCUCUCGUGCACCCACACCCUGUCGCUGGUGCUGUGCGUCCUCGCGUUGACUCCCGCGACACUGGAGGCGGUGCCGGAGACCUUGUGCGGGGCGGAGCUUGUGGACACGCUGCAGUUUGUGUGCGGAGACAGGGGAUUUUAUUUCAGCAAACCGACGGGAUAUGGGCCCAGUUCGAGACGGUCGCACAACCGCGGCAUCGUGGAUGAAUGCUGCUUUCAGAGCUGCGAACUGCGGCGGCUGGAGAUGUACUGUGCGCCUGUGAAGUCCGGCAAAACUCCACGAUCUAUAAGGGCGCAAAGGCACACAGACACCCCAAGGACACCAAAGAAAUCUACAUCUGGACAUAGCCACUCUUCCUGUAAGGAGGUCCAUCAGAAGAACUCGAGCCGAGGAAACACAGGAGGCAGAAACUAUCGCAUGUAGAAGGAACAGAGAAACACAAGUGAAAUUGAUGGAGAGAAAAGGGUGUGGCCUUAACUGGUCAUCCAGGGACUUGCUUCACUGUAAAAACAAGAUACUGGAUGAAUAAGCCCCAUAUUAAGAAAACCAAACGUUCAACUACAGAGAAAAUCUGAAGAUUUUAUACACUGCACCAUUCUAUAAUGGGGGGAAAAGGUUAAAUUAGCUGCUAUUAAAAGUCAAACGAUAACUGUUCCUUUACCUCUAUGUGUGAACUCUUGUGCCCGGUGGAUGCCGAUUGCUUCUUAUAGUGGCAGAACAUGCCGUUUCCCAAAUAUUGACCCUUAUCGAUGCCAGUUCAUUUCAAAGUGCUGAGGUCCAUAUUCCACAGAUUUCUCAUGGCAGGACAGCCGCUGGAAAGAGGCAAAGGAUGAUUAGUGGAAAGGUCAUGGACUCCCCCGACUACCCAUUAUUUAGAUUUUUAUCUUAGUUACCAAUUCCAAAUCUAAUUUGAUCUAAAACAUGGGCACAUUCGCUGUCUUAUCUAUGUGCUGCCUGUAUACAAAAUGUUUGCAAGAUCCACCACAUGGCAGGCGGUUCACUAUGACAGCAGACGCCAUCUAGAUGUUUUAGACCAGAUGGACUUGACUGCACAGAGAGAUGCUGGAGAGUUUUGUUUAAAAAAAAAGCUAAAACCCCCUCAAGAUCAGAUCAAGGGGGAUUAUACAAAAGCCUUGCGCAGAUGCGCAGAGGUGCUCAAGCAUUGCUGCAAUGGGCUCUCGAGAGCAAAAUCGUGGCAGUUUAGAGUUGGAAUAUGACCUACAUCUUGAGUUUUUGUUUGUGUGCGUGUCAAACUGGGGAGAGAUCUCUGCUAGGGAGGGAGCCAUUCAUCAACCACACCACAAAAAUUGCUUGCGAUCUAAAAGUAGACACGCAAAGAAAAGUAUUUGCAAAAGAACGACUCUCACACAGAUGCACGUGUAGCAAACCUGGGAUUACCAUCUUCAUAACGGACAAUAAAGCUCACUUUGCUUUGAAGGAGGUCGCAGGAUCUUUCUGGAAAAAAGACUAGUCACGUUAACCAGACUGAUACUCAAUACCUCCAUGAAACCCCAGUCCAAGCCACUAGAGGGUUUCGGAGCGUGACCCUGGCUUUUUGCACAUCCCCUCUCACCCCGCAUGGUGAUGUCAUCCUUUCUGACCCCAACGGAUUACGUCAACCCACACUGUCUACGCUGUAUAUCUAUACUCGACCUAUAUUAAUCUUACAUUCUCUAACCAUAAUCGUAUGUGAUGGCAUCAUAUAGCUGAAGCGUAUAAAUGAUCAACCCACUGUUAACUGGUGCUAUUUUGUAGUUUGAUAAUUGCAGGGGUUGGCUGCAAACCGGAAAUGACUUUAAAAGCUCAACGUUGGAAGUCUUCCCUUUUGCACAGCCUGGUGGCCACCAUUGUAAUAAUAUUCUUUUUUAUUUAGGAUUAUUUUGAAGCUGUUUCAAUAAGGUAACGGUGUAAGCGAGUGAAAGUAUUUUUGUGAGAUCUGUGAAUGCAUGGAUAAAGAUACAAAACAUAACAAGAAAUGACGUUGCGGGCCCGAGCUGGCUGUUUUGGUUUCUUUACGAUUGUUACAUUAUUUUCAUUUAAAAAUACCUUGACAGGGAGUACUGUGAAUUCUCAACAUUACCAAGAUCACAAAUUAGCUUAUAUGCGCACUGCAUUUAUUUAGACAUUUUGGAAACGUUUCUACGACGUACAGUAUGAUGUAUUUGCAAUUGGCAGCGAAAUUGCGCAAAACAGUCUUAAGUGCAACAAAAAAAAGACUCCCCCUCAUCUCUGAGUAAUGACAGACUUACAGCGUACUUCAACCAGCUGUUUACAGUAUAAUUUGGCCAAAGCUGAUGCUUGGCUGACACAGUACAAGUCUGUUCACGGCUGCUGUUUUUCUUUUCGCUUGUCUAUGUUUUUACUCAUCGAUAUGUCUUGGGAGGUUUGUUUGGAAAAUUACACCAAAAUUAACUGGAAAAGGAGCAAAUGAAAAAGGUUUUAAACAGCAGCACAUUAGCCGUCCGAAGAUAAAUCAGCUGUCAAGGAGACAAUCCGCACGGCUAGAAAUUUUCAUAAAGGCAACCUUUUCUGAGAGAAAGCUUUGGGUUUUAAAUAUUUUUAACUGUAGCAUUUUAAGAGAACGCGUAUCUUCUCCAUUAGUAACAAUAGAACAUACAGAAUCAUAAGCAAUAGACUCAGUUCACCCAGAAUAGCUAUUAUGUGCACAUGUUAACGUUCUCACGUAAUACCAAAGACUUUAAAUAUCUGGUUAAAUGUUUGUUCAUUAAGAGCUUUUGGCAUCUUAAAACUAUUCGUCUUGAAUCUUCAAAUAGAAUAACACAAUAAGGAACAUAUUGCUAUGCUGAAGUUGUUCUGUUUCUUCUUAGGAUUAAAGACAGUUGAAGGUAAAAUAUAGGACUUUACUGUUGACUGUUGUGAAGUUUGUGGCAAUUUUGCUUUUGUUCCCAUAACCUUUCAGAACAUAAAUGAUAUAGAAGAUUCUGGGCAUUGGUCACAAGCAUUGAUCAUAACACAUUUUUAGAGUGUCAGGCUUACAUUACUGGUGCUCAAUUGCUUUCUGUAGAAAACAUGAAAAUACUGACAGAUGUUCACUGUUCCUGCUGAA
Molecule: messenger RNA, 3252 nt
Organism: Triplophysa rosa
Lineage: Eukaryota; Metazoa; Chordata; Actinopteri; Cypriniformes; Nemacheilidae
Gene: igf1
Product: insulin-like growth factor 1
Exons: 5
Coding region: 123-608 (161 amino acids)
Cellular component (GO): extracellular region
Molecular function (GO): hormone activity; growth factor activity
Source: RefSeq, a predicted model, not a curated record